UACCAUGGGCACUAAGUUGUAAAUACUGCAACAAAAAGGUAUUUCCUACAACCAAUGUUGAUGACGAUAUGCGUCCUUUGUUCUACUGCAAUACCUGCGAUAAAGAACACAUCAACGUCAUAUCCAGGUUUAAAUUAAUUGCCAAUGUUAAAGACGAUUCCGGUGAGGCAAACUUUCUUUUGUUUGAUACCAACGCUCAGAUGAUUGUGCGUCGUGCAGCUGCGGAACUCUACGAUGAGGAUGAAGAUCCCGACUUCUUACCAGAAGCAGUUAGCGACCUCUUUGGCAAGAGAAUGCUUUUUGAAAUUUCAGUUGAUUCUGAUAACAUCAGAGGAAAGAGCUCUCAGUAUCUUGUUUGUUGUGCUAAUGAUGAUCGUGAAAUGAUUGAGGAAUUUGCAGCUUUGCCUCACAAACCGGUUUUGAAGUUGCACGGCUCCGACGAGAUUUCCGAUGGUUCUGGUGGUUCUUCAGCAACUCAUGUGUCUAAAAGAAAAAGCAAAGGAGAGGAAGACAAUGAUUUUGAGGAUCAACUCUCUGUCAAGAAGAAACAGGGUCCAAAGAAAAUCAAGGGCGAGUGA
Brassica napus (rape) is the source of this 578-nucleotide messenger RNA. RefSeq lists its product as uncharacterized. The record is from RefSeq and is a predicted model, not a curated record. NCBI's taxonomy places the organism in Eukaryota, Viridiplantae, Streptophyta, Magnoliopsida, Brassicales, Brassicaceae. The transcript has 4 exons. Bases 69 to 578 code for a protein of 169 amino acids.